This is a messenger RNA of Eruca vesicaria subsp. sativa (arugula), 731 nucleotides long. Lineage: Eukaryota; Viridiplantae; Streptophyta; Magnoliopsida; Brassicales; Brassicaceae. The record is from the annotation of a GenBank genome assembly.
CUCCUUUGCAAUGUUUUUUCCAUUUCUCCUUCUCAUCAUCUCUUCUCAGAUCAUGUCCCCUGAUCCCUUCUCCCUCAUAUCUUCUUCCCCUAAUUAAAAUUAUUAUCACAUAGAUCCUCCCAUCAAGAUCCAUUUGCUGAUUUUUUUUUUAUCAAAUAGUAGAAGAAAAUUAAUUAAAACCCUUCAUGGAGAGUUCUUUAGGUUUCAUGGCCGUCUUCGCCGUCUCAGGGAGCGUUGUCUUCCUCGCGAGUCAAUUCCACAAACGUCUCCUCUCUGAUUAUAUGGACAAGUUUGAAUUCGAAAUCCGAUCGAGGGAGAAUGUGGUGAUGAAGAAGAAGGUGAGAUUCGCGGCGGAUGUGGUGGAGCCGUCGGGGAAUAACAAGGAGUAUCGCCGGAGACACUCAUCCAAGGCUAAAUUUGAAAAGCAAUCCAAGAUGGCGGCAAUUGUUUGAAGGUUUUUUGUUUUGUUUUGAAGGAGUGAUUAUUAUGUAAUUAAUCAAUUGGGGUUUGUGAUUUGAUUUGAAUUUUCGUAAUUAAUUUUGGGGGGAUUAAUCUGAUGAAUCUGGGGAAAAACCUUUUUUAGGUCUUCCCAUUGGUCAAAUAUUUUUCCUGUUUGUGUAACUUUUUCUUCGUUUUUGGGGGGUUUUAUUUGUAAAUAUUUUUGUUUGUGUAAAUACAAAAUGUGAUUGUUAACUACCUUUUGUUUAACCGUAUGCUGUGAUGAUUGUGCA